UUCCUUUCUUCCUGCUCGGAUCUUUCCCCGCUCUUUCACUUUUUCGCGGACUUUUUGCCGGCCUGGAGACUCACCGCGUCUCAGCCACACACACACAGCAGCUCGCUGGAAACAACGACGAAUGAAUUUCCGGAAUUUCUCGAUCGAAAAACCGGUCUGUCUGUGUGUCUGCACGUCCUCGUUCAUCGCCACAGCCGCCACUUUUGCCUUUGGAUUUUUGCCAGCAAAUUUGCACAAGAGGUAUGGACGCGCGCCUCGGACGUGUGGAUGUCUGCUUGCAGAGACUUUUUUCUGUCUUUUCACGCGUCUCUCCUCUUCGCUCUUUGUCCGUUUGCUUCCCUCACAAGUUCAGUCUUUCUCUCGCCUUCCCUUCCCUUUCUGUGAUGUUCGAGCUCCCACUGUGGAGCGACUCUUCGCGGAAACCGACCCAGUUUUGCGUCCAGACUUCGUCUCUUGAUUCGUUUUCUUUACGCGCUUGGAGUCCCCGCCUCUCUGCUUUCCGAGUUUCAAUACGAACUUUCACUCGAAGUCGUCGCCUCUGCUCCACACUCCUCACACUGGCAUGAGACGCCGUCCCUUUCGUUUUUCAUCUUUUCUUUUCUGCAUCUCUUCUCGUACGACACCUGAUCUGCUUUCUUGUUCGCGACUUUGCUCUUUAUUUUCAGUCUCUUCUCAUUCCCCUCCUCGCCCCCUGCAUUUGCUUCGUCUGCCUCUGCUCACGCUGUCUGAUAAACUCCCUCUUUCCGGUCUUACGCAACCGGCAUCCCCCGGCAUACAUUCUCUUGCAUCCUUCGACACAUGCGCCCACAUAUUUAUGUAUAUUUUCACAUGUAAAUAAUGAUACAGACAUAUUCCUACUUUGUAGGCAUGUUGGAGAAGGCCUCUCUCUCUGCCCUCUGAGAGCGGCUCCACAGGUCCGUCUUUCUUGCCUGAAAACCUGGUCAAGAGUUGAUUCUUUGUCCUCUUCGUCCUCCGACAACCUUGCACCCCAACGCGCUGCAGGGUCUGCAUGCUCGGGGGUCGAUGGCGCCUUCUUUUCCAGAAGCAAACAGCGACGGAGGAGGAACUAGAGGCGAGGGGAAUCCCGCGCUAAACAUUCCAGGCCAAGGCAGAACUGAUGGAGGCAGGAUGCCUCGCAGCGGCUCUUCGACGCCUCAGCCUCUGUUGUCUUGCGCUCCCGCAAGUCUAGCAGCUUCCCCACAGUGUUCGAGAAGCCCCUUAGCUUCUUCGCUCUCGUCUCCCCGCAGCAUGCGUCCAUUUGAUGAAUUUUCUCCGGCCUUGACCCCUCGACGAGGAUACAUCGAGUCACCCUACCAAAGCAGCUUCCUCGCCACUUCUUCUUCUUCUUCUUCUUCUUCUUCUUCUUCUUCUUCUUCUUCUUCUUCUUCUUCUUCUUCUUCUUCUUCUUCUUCUUCUUCUUCUUCUUCUUCUUCUUCUUCUUCUUCUUCUUCUUCUUCUUCUUCUUCUUCUUCUUCUUCUUCUUCUUCUUCUUCUUCUUCUUCUUCUUCUUCUUCUUCUUCUUCUUCUUCUCUCUCUUCCUCUGCGUCCUCUGCGUCUUGCUCGUCGGUUUUCGCUCGCUCUCCGGCUGUGCGUGGGGAGGUUUUCGAGCCUCAGCGAGCGCGCGCGACGGAGACUGAGGCCGAGGCGGAGAAGAGUUGCUUCGACGACGCAACAGUCCAUAUCGUGUACCCGCCUGAUCUGUUUGCUUCCGGCUUCCUUCCUAGGUUUUGGCGAGGUUCUCAAGCCGCUGCGCGAAGACGGUCGAGCUCCGGAGACACCGGGGGCGGUUCAGUCCCCCUCCCCGGGGCGGACGCGAGGGGACAGAGACUCUCUUGGGGACGGGUGAGCGCUGAAGGCCUCGACUGUUUCGACGGAGACGAGGACGAAACACUUGCCGUCUGCAAGUACUUGCUGGCGACGGGACAACUCGCAGACAUCCCCGAGUGGAGACCGCUGCAAGUCCUGCAGGGGCAAUUGCUGCAGCUCGCGGCCGUCAUUCUUCCUGGAGACACCGUUCUGGAGGCAGGACCUGUAGCUCUUGAAGAGUGGAUUCGAAAAUUCUCAACUCUCUCCGCCACUGUCGACCUCGUCGCCGCCGAGGCCAGGGGGACGAAUGCGAAAGCAGGAAAGACGAAGUCUUCCGCGCUUUCUUGCCAAUUCUGGGAGGCGCAGGCUUUCCCAAUCGACGCCCAGGAGUCGCUGAGCGUCGAAGUCACUCCGUACACCUACGAAGUUGUCCAGAGCACACAGGGUGCGCCCUGCGCCGACGAAAGGAGACAUGUGUCUCCUCUGCUCCCCACAGUGUCUCCACCUUCUUUCAGCGAAGGGGUAGAUACACCACAAGCCUCUCUUACUGGCUGCGGUCGCCGUGAGGACCGGGGAGAGGCGAAGGACAGGGUGCAGAGGGCAGAAGAAGCGAGAAGAGAGGAUGGAGAAGAAGGAGCAGAACGAGGAGAAGAAGACAGAGGAGAAGAAGGACGGGUGACUCGCACUGACAGUUCAAUGCUCGGAAAGGCAGGACUGCCUGAGGAUGUUCUGAGACAAGUCAGCUCAGAGCGCUUUUGCUUCAUCGUCGACAUCAGGAUCCCGAUGACUGUCAACCCACAGUACCUGGGCAAGUCGCUUCUCCUCGAGCUGACUUUCUCCAUCGUGCCAGGCCCUCUGUCUUCUCUCUCGCCUGUCGAAGCCAUGCGGGAGUCGAUUCAGAUUCCCUUCAGUGCUUGGGCGGCGGCUCGCGGACUGAAUGCCGCCUCUGCGGUGUCUCUCCAGAGCGACUUGGCGGCGCCGACUCUCGACUUGCUGAACGUGCCAUUUUCGUCUUCGCUCACAGGCGCGCGGUUCGGCGCGUUCGCCAGAAGAGACCUGAACGACUCGGGGACCUCCGGCUGGUGGGCGCCUCCCGUCGGCGCAGGCGAGAGGCUCUCACAAGAAGACGGACUUGGAGACAGAGUAGGAAGGACGACGGAGAUUCUCGUUCAGUCCAUCGCGUCUCUCGCUUCCGGGGUUUCUGCUGCAAAGAACAAGAUGCAGAGCACCACCGUCGAACACCGCGUCCUUUGCCCCCUCAGUGUCCGCCGGCCUCUCCAAGUCACCACAGCUCUCAUGGAUUCCUUCAUGUAUGUCCAGAUCGAAAACACUACAGACGAUGUCCCUCUAACCAUUGAAAAUGUCAUCCUGAGAAGUGUGAACUCCCACACACAGGGAGAACUGCCUGUGACGCUGGAAGCUGGCGAGCAGUACAGCGUCCUCUUGCGCCUGGAAGAGUCUUUUCUCUCGCACCAAGCCCCGCGGUGGAACGCGACUCGCGACAUCUCUGAGGCUCGGGGACCCAAGUCUGGAGGCCAGCUGGGCAGAAGAGACACUCGACACACCCAGUCGGGGAAGACCGUGCUGCCUCUCUGUCUCAAAUGGAGCAUCGAAGACUCCUCGGGGCCGGCGGUAUGGUCUCAGUUCGGCGCCGAGUGCCAGCUGUCUACGCGGACGCCGCUGCAGGUGACGCUGAGUUGCUUCUCGGAGCCUCCAGGUUUGCAGACACUGGUGACAGCGGUUCUUUCUGUGGUAAACGGCGAGAACUUCGAAGUGGACUUGCUUGCGCUCUUGCCGCGAGACGUCCUCUUUGAGCAGACGCAGAGUCUCUACCACACGCCUGGCGAGAAUCGAGAACGGGAAGAAAACGCAGACGAACCGCCUGCCCUCAUUCCACUCAGCUCCAAAAAGGAUCUGGGACGCAUUGCGCCAGGCGGCAGUCAGUCCGUCUACCUCCAGUUUCUCGCGACGCGAAGUGGCGCGCAUCUUCUCCCUCCAAUUUUGCUUCUAGACAAAAGGAACAAUCGAAAGAUUCUAGCUCGAGGCGGUCAAGUCAUUGUUGCGCAAUAAAGAUUUCAUCUCAUCUUCCAGGUCGCGACUCCCUGUUUCCUCUCCCGUCUCUUCCUCUGGCCUUGUUCUUCUCUUUCGACUGUUCCGCUGCCUUCUUCUUCCGUCGUUUUUUGCUUCUUCUUCUCUGUUCCUUCUCUUUUCCCUGUCUGUAACAGCGUCCCUUUGUCUCCCUCCCGGGGUGUUCUGUCUUCCCCCUCUCGUUGUUGCCGCUACUGCGUCCUCCUUGGCCUUUUCGUUUCCUCUCCACUUUUUUCAUCUUUGCUCUAUCCGUUCGUCGGACGCCGUGGCGGUCUCGGGCAUCGAUCUUUGACUGUCGCGGCUUCACGAGAGCUGCUUUACCUCGUCAUUCUUUGAUGAGACCCGCUCUGAGUCUCGGAUUUCCUACGAUUAAAAACAACAGAACUGCCCGCGAGGAGGCGAAAAUGUGACUUUUCUGGGGCAAAGUGUCCGGCAGCUCCUUUGGGGUUCCACCUGGUAAAAAACGGAAGGAAAAUAAAGGAAUUUUCCUUCUGCCCCUAGAGGAAAGAGAAGAAAAUCGGAAACACCACCUGUCUCCUCUUCGCCAGGGGUACGAAUCUUCUGCUGGGACUCCUGACGUUUGUCGGAUUUCCUCAGUCAAGGACCUGGAUAAAGGGGCUUCAUGUCUGGUGUCUGUACACCGCAUACUUGUGGAGACACUUGGUGCGUCAGAAGAAACAGGAGUUCUGCGAAAAGUUGGACGACCUUUGAAACGAUCGACAUUUAGGACCGCCUGAGUGUACCGCCUCGUCAGAAGUCGGGGCAUCGCUGCGCACUGGUCGAGAAAACGAGAAAUCAAGAGACAAGAAAACACAGUGCCCUUUUCAUCGCCAUGCAGACACACGCUGCAUUAAGAAAAUGUGAAAAUGGAGAGUAAGACAAAACUCUCCCUGCUUUUUCCCUGAGUAGGUUCCUCUCCUCGGCGAUUGCUGCACAGAACUGAAAAUGCGCGUCUCAGCUCAAACUCACACAGCUUGCUUCCUGCUUGAAAAAAAUCGAAGACACUUGCAGCCCCGUGCCUGUCAGAGACGACAGCCUUGGUCUCCACGACUCUCAACUCUCCCCUUCGAGCGUCGCAGCUUCACUCCCUUCGUUCUUCCAUAUCCAAAGAGUCGUUCUAGAUUUGUGAUGCUACACACACCUUGCUCCUUGCAUCUUUCCACCUCUCGCCUCCUUUUUUUUCUCUUCACCUUGCUGUGUGACAACUCUGUGUACAUGCCAGUGCAUUGUUCUUUUUCCUCUCUCCUUCAUAUUCUUCUCUCUCCCUUCCCCUUUUUACAUGCUUCUCUCUCGGAGAGCAAGGGUCUCCCCGUUCUCUUCAUUCUUUGUCUCUCCUUGAACUGCUCUUUUCUUUUCAAAUGCCUCCAAUUCUCUCUCUCAACACACCCUCGCCCGGCCACUCUACUCUGCACCUCCGUGAUCCUCUCUCUUGUCUCCUCUUCGUUUUCGUCGGCGCGUAUCGUCAGGAAAAGCCUCGGUUUUGCAUUUCCCGCGCUGCGGCCGCCUCCUUCGUCUCGUAGAGCGCAUGCAAGGUGUGCGUCCGAACAGACACCUCUGGGGCGUACGUACAGCUGCGGCGGUCCCAGUUCGGCCCCGGUUCCUCGAGUUGGAAGCGCCCGGCGGUGAGGCGGAAGCGGAGGGAGUGUCGGAGAAUGCAUCUAAGGAACGCCAUGCCAUGCGAAGAGUUGAGGAUGUCUGCGAAGCCAUCGCGGGAGAUCAGACAGCCGCGCUGGUGCUCCGUGACCGUGAGCGCGAG
Molecule: messenger RNA, 5650 nt
Organism: Toxoplasma gondii ME49
Lineage: Eukaryota; Apicomplexa; Conoidasida; Eucoccidiorida; Sarcocystidae
Exons: 10
Coding region: 1024-3876 (950 amino acids)
Biological process (GO): protein monoubiquitination; protein polyubiquitination
Molecular function (GO): ubiquitin protein ligase activity
Source: RefSeq, a predicted model, not a curated record